UUGUGAAAAUAGAAUCUUUACUUUUUUUUUUCUUUUCUUUUGGCAAAUGAUCAGAUCAUCGAUUCGUCUUCUCUAUAUAACAAGAACCAGUCCUCUCCUUCGAAGUUUAUCAUCUUCAUCGUUUCGUAAUCCUCUGUUCUCAUCUAAACGAUUCGAUUCCGCGAAACCUUUACUCAGUCCUCAUCUGAUUACUGUUACUUCUCUUCCGAUCUUCACAACGGGAGCUAAACUUUCUAGAUCGGAGCAUUCAAUGGCUGCUUCUUCCGAAUCCAAAUCUAUUUACGAUUUCACCGUCAAGGAUGCUAAGGGUAAUGAUGUUGAUCUAAACAUCUACAAAGGGAAGGUUCUCUUGAUUGUGAACGUUGCUUCUCAAUGUGGCUUAACUAAUUCGAACUAUACUGAGCUUGCACAGCUGUAUGAGAAGUACAAAGACCAUGGUUUUGAGAUUCUUGCCUUCCCUUGUAACCAGUUUGGGAAUCAAGAGCCUGGUACUAAUGAAGAGAUUGUUCAGUUUGCUUGUACUCGUUUCAAGGCUGAGUACCCCAUUUUCGACAAGGUUGAUGUGAACGGUGACAAAGCUGCACCUAUCUACAAGUUUCUGAAAUCAAGCAAAGGUGGGAUUUUCGGAGACGGCAUCAAGUGGAACUUUGCUAAGUUCUUGGUUGACAAAGAUGGAAAUGUCGUUGACCGUUACGCCCCAACUACUUCUCCUCUCAGCAUUGAGAAGGACUUGAAGAAGCUGUUGGGAGUUUAAAGCUUCAAGGAAGGGAAAAAAGAGAGGCAUAUUAUUAGACAAAUAAAAGCUCAUUAGUAUUGUUGUAUUACCCAAUACUGUGUAGUAAGCUGAGUUCGUGAGUGUCUCUGUAAUGGUUAUUUCGUCGUACAACUACUAUGGUCCGUUCUAUAGCGGGCAAACAUGUAAUAAUCGUAGUUCUAAAAUAUUUGAUUUACCUUUACCUCAACAGCUUUUAGAGUAAAUUGGUAUGGGCAAUUCUCUUUUGUUUUUUA
This is a messenger RNA of Capsella rubella, 1008 nucleotides long. RefSeq names its product probable phospholipid hydroperoxide glutathione peroxidase 6, mitochondrial. The transcript is spliced from 6 exons. The record is from RefSeq and is a predicted model, not a curated record. Gene Ontology annotation, cellular component: cytosol. Bases 47 to 754 code for a protein of 235 amino acids. Lineage: Eukaryota; Viridiplantae; Streptophyta; Magnoliopsida; Brassicales; Brassicaceae. Gene Ontology annotation, biological process: response to oxidative stress. Gene Ontology annotation, molecular function: glutathione peroxidase activity.